Messenger RNA from Paramecium sonneborni, 1479 nucleotides. NCBI's taxonomy places the organism in Eukaryota, Ciliophora, Oligohymenophorea, Peniculida, Parameciidae. The record is from the annotation of a GenBank genome assembly.
AUGAAUUCCUUUUUUUUAUACUUCAAAGAUCCAAAAGUAGAGUAAUAAUAUUAGAUUUCUAAUUAACAUUCUAAGAGGCUUAGCACAUUUAUGUGUUUGAGUUUUGGAUUUAUUGUUGCUUUUAUAAUUAAAGUAGUUUAAUCAAGUCAUGAAAAAAAUAAUAAUGGAUUUAUAUUGAAUUUAUCGAUGCUAAUUUAUUUAGUUGUACAACUAAUUUUCGUUUGGAAAAAUAAUUAAUAUCUCAGAUUGGGUAUUAUUUUAUUAAAUCAUUCUGUGACAAUAUUUUUUAUUGCUUUUGAGGAUAGAUCAGGCGUUGAUAAUUAAAUGGCAAUGCUAUAAGGAGUUAAUUAAAUGGCAGCAACUUAUUUAUUGGUCUUGACUGGAGAAUAUAUUGAUGGCAUGAUAACCAUAAUAAUACUUUAGAUAUUUAGAAUACUUUGGGGAAUAUUUUAAAGCGAUGGCAUUCAAUAUUCUGCACUAGUUACGUCUACAAUGCUGAUUCUAUACAUUAAUUAUUAUAAUUAUUAGUAUAAUAAAGCAAAAAGAUCUUAAUAUUAAUUGACUUUAGCUGAUACAAGAUGGGAAGAUAUCCUUAAGAAACUCCUUUUAUAAUAGUCUUAUUUAAUUUUGUAAUUUUAAGAGGAGAAUUUACAUUUUUCUGUUAAGUAAAUCAGAAACUGUGAAAAGCUUUUCAAAACUGAUGAAGAAGCGUAUGCUUUCUUAAAAUAGGCAACUAAUUAAAACAAAAUUAUGUAGAAUGUUAUCUAUGAUUUGAUUAGAGAGUUUAAAAAAAACAAUUAAUAAACUUUCAAUAACACAUUUUUAAUAAAUUUUCAAAAAAGAAUUAUCAGAGCUGAAAUUUCAAUCUAUUAAGGAGAUACACCAACUAUUUUAUUCUUAUUUAAAGAUUUUUUUAAUGAAAGGAAAACGAAUGCCAAAGUAGUUUUAUAUUAAUAUAAAUAAAUGCUUAAAUUAAUAGUAAAAAUUCUUAAUCGAAUUAAUCAACAUACAUUUUGCCAAAAUAAAUAUCAAUCCAUACAAAGAAAAUUAAUAUUUAUACAUUUAGUCUAGGAUAUCAAAAAUAAUAUAAAAUUGAAAAAAAUAUAACUAAAUGAUUUCUUAAAUAAUGCAAUUAAAUUACAUUAAAAUGUGAAAGUCAAUGUUUAAUAUAAUUGUAGUCCAUCUAUAGAAACAUCAAUUAAUAUUUUAUAAAUUGUAAUUUUAUAAAUUUUUGAAAACAUCAAAAGUUCACAGAUUCUUAUAAGAACAUGUUAUACAAAGGAAAAUAAGAUUUUAUGUCAAUUUGAAGGAUAAUUUAAUUUAGAAAAAAUUUUAAAAUUUAAAGAUUAUUUUGAAACACCAUUCCUACUAUUAUUUGAAUCUUAUGAAAUAAAGAAUUAAAGUAAAUAAACUUGAAUAAAUUUAGCUCUAGAAUUUAUAUUUCCUCAAUCAAUCGACAUUCCCUUCAGUAUAUAUUGA